Notothenia coriiceps (black rockcod) is the source of this 1776-nucleotide messenger RNA. RefSeq names its product transient receptor potential cation channel, subfamily M, member 6 (gene trpm6). Gene Ontology annotation, biological process: metal ion transport; monoatomic cation transmembrane transport. The transcript has 12 exons. Gene Ontology annotation, molecular function: monoatomic cation channel activity. The record is from RefSeq and is a predicted model, not a curated record. NCBI's taxonomy places the organism in Eukaryota, Metazoa, Chordata, Actinopteri, Perciformes, Nototheniidae. The annotation marks the transcript as partial. Gene Ontology annotation, cellular component: plasma membrane; apical plasma membrane.
UGGUUUAUACCGUGGAAUUGUGUAUUUACUGUUCAUUCAGCUGCUCUUUGCACAGGUGUGUCCAAGUAUGUGGGCGAGGCUGUGAAAACAUUUGGGGGCCACAACCUGAGGAAGAGAAACACAGUCGGCAUCACACCAUGGGGAGUCAUUCACAACAACUCAGACCUUGUAGGCAGAGAUGUAUUCAGGCCCUACCAGCCCCUGGGAAACCCAUUGAGCAAGAGAGCCUGUCUUAAUGGGUUCCACUCCCACUUUCUGUUGGUGGACGAUGGGACGCUGGGAAAACAUGGCUGCCAUCAAGGCCUCAGGAGGAAGCUGGAGAAACACAUACAACUACAGAAGAUACACCCUCGGCUGAACCAAGGGGUGCCUGUGGUGUGUGUGGUGGUGGAGGGAGGCCCUGCCAUUGUGUCCACAGUGUUGGACUAUGUUAGCAAUGUCCCCCCUGUGCCAGUGUUUGUGUUCGAGGGGUCGGGCAGGGCAGCUGACCUGCUCGCCUUUUUGCACAAGCAGACUGCUAAUGACAGGCAGUUGGAUGCUGACAUCAAAGAGGACUUCCUUUUGAGGAUUGGAGACGUGUUUAGAGUCGAGAUGGCAGAAGCCUCUCAGCUCUACACUCUCCUCCUGCAGUGUAUGGAUCACAGACAGUCUAUAACCAUCUUUGACUCAGAGUCAGACGACCAUGCUCUAGCCGAUGCAGCCAUUUUGACAACCAGUCUCAAGGGCACCAAGGCAAGCCCUGCAGAGCAGCUGAGCAUGGCUCUGGCCUGGGACCGGGCUGACGUCGCACAGAAGGAAGUUCUGGUGUACGGACAGCAUUGGCCGGUGGGUUCCUUGGAGCAGGCCAUGCUGGAUGCUCUGGUGAUGGACCGGGUCAGUUUUGUCAAACUGCUGAUCGACAACGGCAUGACUAUGAGCCGCUUCCUUACCGUGGAUCGCCUCGAGGAGCUCUAUAACAUGCCACAGGGGCAGACCGACUGUUUCUUGCAUCACCUUGUUGAAGAUGCCACGAAGACUUCUCUUCCCAUAGGUUACCGUCUCUCUCUCAUUGACAUGGGCCUGGUGAUCGAGUACCUAAUAGGAGGAGCGUACCGCAGCAACUACACACGCAAACACUUCAGAGCUGCCUACAGCCGCCUGCAGGAUAAAGAGGGCAGACAGGGCAGUUCCGCCCCCCGUUCUAGACAGAGACGGGGAUUACCACAGAUCUCUACCAAGGGCAGGACCGUCCAGGACCUGCACUUUUUCAGAACAGCUCAGCCAUACAAAUUCAAGGAGCAGGAUUUUUCAACGGGGAACAGUCGAGAGGUCAACCCGAUCCCGGGCCUUGUUAAUACUCCACUGCUGAUAGCCUUCAACUUCAACGACGUGUUCGUAUGGGCUGUGUUUCAUCAGCGCCAGCAGAUGGCGCUGUUCCUGUGGCAGCACGGCGAGGAAGCGCUGGCCCGCGCUACAGUGGCCUGUAAGCUUUACCGCUCCAUGGGCUUUGAGGCGAGGCAGGGAAGUAUGGACGACAACAUCUCAGAGCGAUUUAAGAAAUACUCUCUCGAGUUUGGUCAGCUGGCGGUGGACAUGUUAGACUGUGCGUUUCGUCAGAACGAGCAGAUGGCCAUGAAGCUGUUGACUUCAGAGAUGGAGGCAUGGAGCCACUUCACCUGUCUGCAGAUGGCUGUCUCCUCAUGUCACAGACCAUUCGUCUCACACUCCUGCACUCAAACGCUGCUCACAGACCUCUGGACCGGUCCGCUCAACAUGAGGAAAAACUCCUUUGUGAAG